Spinacia oleracea (spinach) is the source of this 1666-nucleotide messenger RNA. Its product is annotated as protein TIFY 4B. NCBI's taxonomy places the organism in Eukaryota, Viridiplantae, Streptophyta, Magnoliopsida, Caryophyllales, Amaranthaceae. Gene Ontology annotation, cellular component: nucleus. The record is from RefSeq and is a predicted model, not a curated record. Gene Ontology annotation, biological process: response to wounding; regulation of jasmonic acid mediated signaling pathway; regulation of defense response. The coding region runs from base 210 to 1202 and encodes 330 amino acids. The transcript has 9 exons.
UCCCUUUAAACCCCCACCCCGAACUCCCUCUUAACGGUUAAAACAAAAAAAUAAAAAUAAAAACAAAUACCAAUAAUUAAAAAAAAAAACCCUCUUCUCCCAAAAAUCAGUGGGCGUCUCACGUUUCCCCCCUCUCUUUCUCUCUCCUCAGUCACUACUCCCACUCUCCCUCCUCCACUUUUUCCGAUUCACCACCAAAAUUGGCCGGCAUGAACACCGGAGUGGCGGUAGAGACCGCCGUGAAGACGGUAUUAGACAAGCCCUUGCACGAGCUUACUGAAGACGACAUUUCGCAGCUCACUCGUGAAGAUUGCCGCCGUUACCUGAAAGAAAAAGGUAUGCGACGACCCUCAUGGAACAAAUCCCAGGCGAUCCAACAAGUUAUCUCACUCAAAUCUUUGCUUGAGCCUUCUCCUCUUAAUGCCGCUGCCCUCAAAUCUGCCGCUGUUCGUCCCCCGCUAAACCCCAACAAUACUGUGAACUCGAAUUCAUCUAGCUCCGUAAAGGAAUUAAGUCCAGCUGAUGCUGAUGGCUCGGUGUCAGCAUUGGGGGAGGAUGGAGGUCCAAAUCAGCCGGCUGGUACCUCCAGCUCGGAACCCACGAGAGAAGCGGAAUGUCGUCCAACUGCCAUCGACUCCAAAGUUGUAUCUGUCAGAGGUACAGAUGCAUCACAUCUGCCAUUGGAUCAAAUGACAAUCUUUUACAGUGGCAGAGUCAAUGUUUAUGAUGGAGUUCCAAUUGACAAGCUGGUUCAGCAGGCACGGGCGAUAAUGCAUUUAGCAGCAAGCCCUAUUCAGUUUUCUCAUGAUGAACCGAGUAGCGGAAACUCGACAAAUUGGAGCGACCCUUGUCAGUUGCCCACUUCAAGUUUUAAAUUCAAUGUGUCUACUCAAGAUGGAGCUGCUGCACAGUCCAUGUUGCAAGAUGUUGAAGGUCAGACAAAUAGACAAGUCUCAUUGCAGAGGUACUUUGAGAAGAGGAAAGACAGGGGGAAAUUCAAGAUGAAAAGGAAAAUAGGAUCUUCUUCUUCUGGUUUGGAGAUGUACCUGAAUCCUCAGAUGAGGAUGCCAGUUAUCAACGGACAAACAAAUCAAAUCAACUCCAGCCCAAAAAGCCAACUUGGGAUGCCCUGCUCAAAUUAUGGCUUAGCGGAUCAGAAGAAUCAUGGUCUGUCUGUUGACCUUAAUGACAAAGGGCUUUGACAUUGGAAAGUAGUUUGGGGUUGCCUUUUCUAUAUAUUCGGAUUGAUGCUUGCAAUCAUUUGUUUAGAGGCCCCUGCUAUCUUGAUCAUGGCUUGUUGACUGCUCGUCACUUGGAAGUGCAUAACCUUAUUAGAAGUCAUUACCUGAAGACUGUAGAAGGCAUUAUUGUGAUCCAUUAUAUAUAUUUGUGGUGCAUGGCGGAUAAGAUGUGCUAUGGAGCUCUACUAUGGAGUAACAACGAGAGGAUCUUUUCGUUAGUGAUACAAGUAAUCAAUUUUGUAAACAAAAGGCGUGGAAUGAUUCUAGUCUGAGUUAAGGUUCUUUGAACAUAUGAUGCGCCAGCUUCUUGCUGUCUCUGAGCUUUAUCAUGAUGUAAGAACAUGUCUAAUGCUACCAAUCAAGAUGUAAAGACCUCUUAGCCAUUAUAAUGCAAGGCUAUAUGCCUGAUGAUUCUCUCUUCUCCA